AUUUAUCUCAUUUGAAUGUUGAUUCACUGGAGGAUAGCUGUACACAAUGUACGAUUGUAUGGAUUAAAUAGAAGAGGAGGCUUAGAAGAUAUAUCAAAGAUAGCAUUGAAUGAUGAUGAAACUCAACUCAUUGUCGGAGCAAAAGACACGCUAUUGCAACUUAAUGCUUCAGAUUUAUCAGAUAUACAUGUUGUGGAUUGGUCAGUUGAGAGGUCAACGAAAGAUGUAUGCUUAAGCAAAGGAGAAACCACGGAGGAUUGUUGUAAUUUUAUACGUGUGUUAUUAAUACAAGGUCCUUCGGUGUUCGUCUGCGGAACGUACGCAUUUGCUCCAAGAUGCGCUUGGCGAAACACAAAUGACAUUCGAGAAAUGCUUGGAACGGUGAGCGGGGUUGCAAAGUGUCCAUUCAACCCACACCAUAAUAGCACAGCCAUCAUUUCUAGCGAUGGGGAUCUUUAUACAGGCACUGUUUCUGAUUUCAAAGCUAGAGAUCCAUCUAUCUUCCGUGCAAUGGGACCCAGUCCUAAAUUAAGAGCUGUUGAGUACAACUCCAAAUGGCUAAGUGAGCCUAAUUUUGUAUCAUCUUAUGAAAUCGGUCCAUUUAUUUAUUUCUUCUUCCGCGAAACGGGUAUAGAACACAGCACUUGUGGAAAGACAGUAUACUCAAGAGUGGCUAGAAUAUGUAAGAAUGAUGUUGGAGGAGAAUAUGAUAGAGAUGAUCAUUGGACAACAUUUACUAAAGCAAGAAUCAACUGUUCUUUACCUGAUUCUUUCCCCUUUUAUUUCAAUGAUCUUCAAAGUACUCACUAUAUACCAGAGGAAAAAGUAAUAUAUGGCAUAUUCACAACAGACAGGUACAGUAUAUCAGGAUCGGCUGUGUGCAAGUACCACUUAGAUGACUUAGAAGUGGCUUUCUCAAGCGACUACCAGUAUCAGCACAAGUCUCGUGCAACGUGGGUCCCUAAGAAAAAUUCAAAGCCAAACUUCGCCUGCCAAAUAAGAGGAAAACGUGGUGACUCGAAGGUGUCUGAAUUCCUAACUGUCAGAAAGCUAUCUGAAGCAAGAAAGUACCAGUUGAUGGACAAAGCUGUACAGCCAUCAGGCAAACGGCCAGAGUUUAUUGAAAAGGACACAACGGACAGGCUUUCACAGAUUGUAGUUGACGUGGUUAAAGGAAAAAACUCAUCUUUUCAUGUCAUGUUUGUUGGAUCAGAGGAAGGAAAAAUACAGAAGUUGAUGAAACUGCCAGGGACUGAUGUUACAUGUGUCUUGGAAAAGUUUGAUGCCUUACCAGUUGGUCAUAAUGAAGGAAUUAAAGUUAUCAAGCUUUCCAAGAAAAAGGGUGUAUUGUUUGUUGGAACCAACAGUCAGAUAAUACAGGUGCCAUUGCAGCGAUGUGAUCGAUUUCUAACUUCUAGGGAUUGUAUUGAUGCUAAAGACCCAUAUUGUGGUUGGGAUCUCAGACAGAAUAAGUGUACCACAAAACACAGUGCAAAAGAUCAUUCCCUGUGGCAACAAUCUAUUGACAGUUGUCCUGUCCAACACAGUAUUGCAGUUGAUGGUGGUUAUGGACCGUGGUUGCCGUGGGUUCCAUGUAGCAGUCCAAUAGGAAAAGAACGGUGCUUCUGUCGGAAGAGGGAAUGCGACUCUCCGAAACCGCAGGAUGGAGGACGAGACUGUGUUGGGGAUUUUAUGCAGGUCGCUAAUUGUUCAGGACACUGGGAUGAGUGGAGUGACUGGGGCAAUUGCUCAGCUGAUUGCGGAGUUGGUAUGAAGACAAGAACUCGGAAGUGUAUUGGAUCCGAAAUCUGCUUUGGAGAACCUUCUGAAUCACGUGAAUGCAAUACUUCCCCAUGUCAAAGUAUAAAGAAAGCAUAUCAUUGGACGCCGUGGACAAUCAAAAACCUAACCUCUGAUGGGUAUGUUCUUCAUCGAUCUCGAUUAUCCUGCAGGGCAAAAGUUGAAAGUAAAAGUUCAAUCAGGAUAUCGCAGAGAAGAGAACAGACCCAAGAAUGUUCCUUCAGUGAUGCACAAUCAUGUUGGCCAGAUGCAGAAUACUUUGGUGGAUACACCAACUGGUCACCUUGGCUGGAGUGUUCUCAGACGUGUGGAUGGGGCAUCCAAGUGAGGCAUCGAGCCUGCAUUCCUGGCUACAAGCUAUGCCAGUCAGGGCAGCACCAACAGAAGACCUGUAAAAUAGCAGACUGUCCAGUAAAAGGCGCGUGGAAUUGUUGGACUGCAUGGAGUGAAUGCUCAGCUUCGUGCGGCCCGGGCGUCCAGCACAGAUACCGUACUUGUACUAAUCCCGCCCCUGCUUUUAAAGGGGCGCCAUGUGUGGGGGAAAAUUCACAGGUACAGGAGUGUAAACUAACGGAAUGCCCAGCUUACAAUGGAUGGAAGAAUUGGGGUGAUUGGUCAUCGUGUCGCAACAGCCGACGGCACAGAACCCGUCGUUGUGACUUCCUCUUUCCAGUACAUGGUAUGUGCUCCGGAUGUGGGAAAGAAGUUGAAUUUUGCGGGAAUGAUAUUCGCGAGUUCAAACUAGUGGCAGGAAGCGCAAAAGUUUCAGCCAGCGGCUACAACAUAGAUGAAAAUGAAGAAGACUGUGCCGAAAAGGCAAAGAUGGAACGUGUAUACAUAGCUAUGGUUGCGAUGGGCUCGGCAAUAGCUGGCGCUGUAGUCUGUCUAACCGUUCUGUCAUCGUAUAAUAAACACAAGUCAAAUGCAUCGAUAGAUAAUGAACUUGAGGACACAUCUGACUCAUUUGUUACUGAGUUUGACCUCGAUGGCUAUUCUGAUCAAAAGUCCUUCAAUAGCGAUUUGUCCACAGGUGUUAAAUCCAAAGUAUGCUGCUCACCCAAGCGUUAAAAAUUGUUGUUUGCUUGUUAAAAAAUAAAUGAAUAUGUAUAAAUGUAUGUAAUAAAUGUUAUAUAAAAUGUAUUAUUAUUUUUUAUUGUUUAAUUUCAUUAUGUAUAAUUCUUAGUAUUAUCAAUUUUACUUUCAUAUUUAAAUAUUUUUAUGUUUAUUGUUUUUUGUAUUUAAUUAUGUUUAGGGCUGUUUUUACCAAGAUAUAAAAAUAUAAAUUAUAAUAGUAUUAAUAUCCCCAGGCAAGAGAUGACAAGAAAAUUUGAACGAUGUCUUUUAAAUAAUGAAUUCAUUUGUUUCUAAUUGUUAACAUCUGAAUCCAGUAUUAAAAAAACAUUUUGGUCAUCCAAUUCAAGUAUUAUAUAACAAACAUUUAAUUGUGAUUAUUUUGGGAAAGAAUAUUACAGAAUAUAAUAUUUAUUAGUAUUAAGACAUUUGGAAUCGAUUAUUUUUCCAGUGUUUUUGUCAGUUCAAUUGGGCUAAAACUGAGCAUUUUGAUAUUAGAAAGUCUACAAAAUAUACACAAAUUUUGUUAAAUAUGAAAAAUUGGGGUGAUAAAUAGACAUAAUUGCAGUUGGAUUUAUUUUGAUAACCAUAUAACCAGAUUUAUAAACCCUAAAUAAUGAUACUCACAAAUAUUAUUUGUUAUUACUGUUAAAUAUAGGGAAAGCAUUGUAAGUUCGGGCCUGUAUUAGGCUGUAUGUUAUUAACAGAUUGCGUUUUUGGUUUUCCAGAAACUGGAAUAAUAAAAUUAAAUAACUAAUUAUGAUAGGCCUAUACAGUAAAUUCCAUUACAAUCAGGGAGGUAGUAUGUAUUAAGAGCAUCAGAACUGUAAUCCAAAUGUUCCUGGAUUGAAUAGCAAAACUCUAUAUUUUCUUUCUCCACUUCCAUUAUUUGCCCAUAUAUGGAUGUGAUAUGACAUCAUCAUGGCUACAUAUAUAUUUUAUGAUAAUACGGAGACGGCUUAAGCCGGUAUGUAAUCCCGACGAACUUAUUCGAGAAUAUAUAGUCCUCUUUUCUAAAAUAUAGUUUUAUUAUUGGUCUAACUCUUCUGAUUUCCAAUAAUGUUAAUUUGAAUUUGGUUAAAAAUUUGAUUUAAUUCAUUUCGGUUCUAUUUGUCAGAGUAGUAUAUGAAAAGACAAACAUUCCUGUAAAGAAAAAAAGAUGAGAGGACUGAUAUUUAAGAUUGAUAGAAAAAUACUUUUAGCUGGUGGUAUUCGUUAAAAACAUUUGGUAUAAAACAUAAAAAAUGACUUAUGUUUCAGUGGUACCUGUAUAUUGAUAUCUGCUGAUAAUAUGGUGCUUAAUUUCCAGUUAAAGUUUGGUAAUGUAGGCCUAGUUCCAGCAAGUGAGUUUUGGAAAUUCUUGAAGAAACUGUCGCAUUGGAUUUUGGGUAAUCCUAUGUACAUCUCAGGUAAUCAGCUGGGAUAAACAGUGGAUAAUCUAAUAUAUAAGUAUUGUAUAUGAUUUAAUAUAUUAUGGAUUAGCACUUUCAUACGUGAAUAAUACGUAUUUAAUUGAUUUUGCUAAGUAGUCUUAUCUAAAGUUAUCGCGUCACUGAUUUCUUAUUGAAAUUUAACUGUAAAUUGUAAAUAAUAUUAUUUAUUAUCUUGCAUGUGUGUAGGUCUAUUUAUAUUGACGAUAUCGAUGAAUAUGACACAAGGCAAGUUGCCAAUCUUUUCAAGAAAAGCUGUAAUAAUAUUUGCAAAAGUGUUUGGUCGGGUGGGAUGAAGUAUUGUUUUAACAGUAUUUUUCAAUGACAUGUUUCAUUUUUACAUAGAUGUUACUGAAAUAAUUUUUUAAAAUAAUGUUUGGUCAACCUUUAGGUACGUAGGUCUAUAUUGGCGCGUGGUUAUCAUAUACGAUAGUAGGCUUAUUUCUCUCCUUUGGUUCUUGAUUCUCAUCCUGAGUACGGUAGUUUUCAUCAUUUUUCUGCAAUACCUUUGUUUCGAUUAAAUCUUUAAAUCGAUUAAAGUAGCAUUAACUAGCAUUUGAAAUAAGUUUUGAUGUGACAAAUUGUAUAGCUCAGAAUUCCAAAGCUAUCAUUAAGGUGGAAUUCAGUACAAAUGCUGGAUUCGUUAUUUUCUUUUUAAAACAUUGUGGAAUAUUAAGUACGAAAGAUUAACUGUCAUGAAAAUUACAAUGUAAAGAGGAAUUACAGUACAUUGGUUACAAUAACAAUAGGUAACCAAAUUAAAUUUGCAGUGCUUUCUUACAAGGCUGAGAUGUCUUUUGAUAGUAGGUUUAUUGCUACGAUUCUCGUGCAUCAUGACGUAUUGAUUUUUAGACCUACUUUUUGUGUACAAUAUUUUAAAAAAAUGCGAAUAUCGUCUUUUCCGCAUCCCUUCCCAAUAAUAAAAAUAUAAACAACUCAACGUUUCAAUGUAUUUAUGCAUUGUAUACAUUUAUUUAAUAUGAAUUUGUAUGUGUAUAUAGUUCAAUGAAGAAGAACCGUGUAUUUGAUAUGUAAAGUUCUGUUGGAAAGUUUACUUUAGGCUUUACAGCAGUACGUUAGCAGCUUAAAAUAGGCUUAGUGUUAACAGAUGUAAGCUGUAUUGGGUAAAUUUCAAACUAUUAUUUGCCUGGUUACUCUUUUGUAAAGCCUGUUUUCAGAUUAGACAAAAAAUAAUGUGCAUGUUGUGUCACUUGCACACUCUCAAAUUGGGUGAAUAAUGUAAAACGUUCGAUAUGGGCGGAUUUCGACUGCGCGCUGAGCAGCAACAACUAACGUAGGUGCAGUUGAAAUUUCGCACUAACAUUCCGCUUUAAAAACGAUUAAAAUAUUGUUAAUGAACACAGGUUUUACAUUAGGUCAUGGCUAUGCAAGCAUGGGUAAAAGCUGAUAUUGUUAUUGUAUUGAGAGAAACGAAUAAAAUACAAAACUGCGUAAA
This is a messenger RNA of Anneissia japonica, 5757 nucleotides long. Its product is annotated as semaphorin-5A-like. Lineage: Eukaryota; Metazoa; Echinodermata; Crinoidea; Comatulida; Comatulidae. Gene Ontology annotation, molecular function: chemorepellent activity; semaphorin receptor binding. The transcript has 25 exons. Gene Ontology annotation, biological process: neural crest cell migration; axon guidance; negative regulation of axon extension involved in axon guidance. The record is from RefSeq and is a predicted model, not a curated record. The coding region runs from base 16 to 2868 and encodes 950 amino acids.